CUUUGGCCAGUCAAACCAACCACGGGCCACCACCACGAAGCAAAGCAGCCAAGGCGAGUCACCCUGCCCGGCUCUCCAUCCUCCAGGUCCAGGGCUCCAGCCUCCACUCUCCAGGCCACGGGGGCGGGCGCGGGGCGAGUCGAGUCCACUGUGGCAGGGGUACACGGGCCUGAAAAGGCGGCUGCGGCGGCGCCACCAAACCGCUGCCGCGCGAGCGCCGCCACCGAACGCGCCCCGCCGGCCGGGCCUCCCCUCUCGCCCGCCCGCCCCAGGCGUCGCGAUCGCCCCCGCGGGCGCUCGCUCCUCAAAUAGGCCGCGAGGGAUCACGGCCCGAGCGGCGUCGGGGGAGGUUCGUCGGGUUGACUUGGGCUUGGAUGGGCGGGACCAGCGCGAGCGGCCGGCGGAGGUGGGCGCGGCGGUCCUGCCGGACGGGAGGACAAGCCGGUGGGGUUGUCAGGCGGACGAUCGCGGCGCCAACUGCUCCGAGGGUAACCGAAGGGUUUGCUCAUGUGGACAAGCAACGGCGUGUUCAUGGAGCAUUAUCAGAUUUCAGAUGCAACAGUGGAUCAACAGUUCAUCUUUCUUUGGAUAUCGAGGAAUUCAAGCAUAAGGGCUCCCACAAAUCUUCUGUUAGAUGUCUUCCUAGUUCACAGAGAAAUGUAACAGAAAUUAGUCACAUGCAACCUGUUGCGAGGGGACUUCAAGUAGAUAAGAGCUUCAGUGAUAAAGGGUUGUGUCAUGCGAGCAGAACUGUUUCAGGAAUGCCCAUUCGACCUAAGUAUUAUCUCAGCAGUCCCAACAACAAUUUGAAGAGUCCUCCCACUGUAAAGAGUUGUAGUCAGAUGAGUGAUUUCAGUUAUCGACUGGUCAGAAGUGCUAAAAGGUCAGCUUCUCCAGGAAUGGGUUUAACCAGCACAAACUACUCCCUUUAUGAGAAAAUGUCUUUGCUACGUCAACGAAGGCAUGGUGAUAAUCAUCAGAACCAAAACCGUAUCAAUGCCUUGAAUCGACGACACAAAAUCAUGAAUCCUAGGGGAGCAGCUGAUCUGCUAAGUAAAGAUAAGGUUCAUGAACACCUUAAUUCCUCAUUGGAAAGACAUUCACAGGCUUUGUUAAAUAAUGCAUUGAUUAGAGAAAAGCAACUGUGCUGUUCAGAUAUACUCAAUCAAAAAGCACCUGAACAGAUAUGGAGCUCCGUUUCCAGUGAAUCUGAGAAGAUAUUAUGCUUUUCCUCUGGUGACAGCAUUGAUGAUCUGCAAGGAUCGUAUUCAAGUGAAACUAGUGAUAGCUCCAACUUAUCAUCUCUGGGUGCAGUAGCUGGUGAUGAAUGGAAUACAGCCUUCAAGAAGGUAUACUACCCUCAGACUGCAUGCAUGGACUCUACAUCUGUCAUGUACACUAAAGAAGUAGGUCAGGCUAGCCCAAUAUCUGUUCUUAAGCCUCUAUCUGAAGAUUGCUCUGAUUCUGAAAACAUCAGGCGAGAGCCUGCAGAUCCAUAUGAUCUCCAGCUGAGACUGGAGCUUGGCACAUUUGCACCAACAGAAACUGCUGCGGAGGCAAGUAGCAUUGGCAGAACUAGUGACUGUUUAUCCUCUGAAGUGCAGCCGAGCGACGACAAACCCAUACAGCUUGUUGAAGACAUUCUCGAAGAACUGGAAGACGAUGAGGAAAGGGAGUUCUCUUACUUGCUGGACAUACUGAUUGCUUCUGGAAUCCAUGGAACUGUGGAGGAUCAAAUGUACAAGGUGUGCCAGUCUACCGAGUACCCUGCUAGCGACGAUGUGUUCGAGAAGGUGGAAAAGAAGUACACCAAAGUUGUCCAGUGGUCAAGAUCAGACAGGAAGCUUUUAUUCGACAUGGUGAACACGAUACUGUCACAGAUCCUCGCCCCAUGCUUGAACAUGCGACCUUGGGUCAACACUACCAGGAACUUGGCUCCGCUUUGGGGCGCAGAGGGUCUCCUAGAGAAAGUCUUGCAGGUGCUAACUCAGAGACGGGAACAACUCGCGCCCAGUGAGACUAAGCCGGAGAAGAAAGGGUUAGAUCCGAAGUGGCCAGAUUUAGCAGACUGGAUCGACAGGGCAGGAAGGGACAUUGAGAGAAUGAUUAAAGAUGAUAUGUUGGAAGAGCUGGCCCUUGAGCUACUGUUCAGUUAGGUUAGGGUUCCACGGCCGUAGUAGGUUUUAUUACAGCAGUACAGAUCCCUUGUUUUCUUAUCUGGGUUUUUUAGUCAGUUAUACUUGUUAGUAGUAGGGUUCCAUGGCCGUAGUAGGUUUUAUGGGAUGUCUGUAGGAAAAUUCUUUUCUGCCUCGGAAAGGAGUGGGGUUUGUAAGAAUAGAAGUCUUUCCUGUCGAGUUUUGUCGGCUGUGAGAGUUAAAGUCUGUAAAUGAGGGCAAAUUGUAGUCCCCGGGGCAUUUGUAUUUGGAUUGGACUGUUCUUGAAAGGAAGAAUAAGCGGCAUGUUCUUUUUGUCUGUU
Molecule: messenger RNA, 2476 nt
Organism: Zea mays
Lineage: Eukaryota; Viridiplantae; Streptophyta; Magnoliopsida; Poales; Poaceae
Product: Phosphatidylinositol N-acetyglucosaminlytransferase subunit P-related
Exons: 5
Coding region: 375-2156 (593 amino acids)
Source: RefSeq, a predicted model, not a curated record